AAAAUAUAAUUAAUAUUAACAGAAUGCAAACACUGUGUGAAAAAAUAUUACGAGUUGUAGGUUGUUUUGUUUCUGUAAACAAACUUCUGUUAGCAUUCAGAAGCUAGCUAGUUAGCUAAUGUCAAAGUGUUCACGCCUUCUCUGAUGUUUUUAAUCCGAUUUCUGGAUGAAUAAAAUAUAUUUCUGAAUAGUAUAGCUAUUAUUUAGAGUUUAGUCUGUAGUUUUAGGCAGGUCACGGUGUUGUUAACGCACUAGUACUAGUAAGUUGUAUAUUAUACGUGUGGACUGUGUGACAUUGCAUGCUAGUUGUCCAAAUCUUGCAUGAGAUUGAGAACCAGGUUUCCUUUAUUAUCACUGCAAUGAAAUUGGUUAGCAGUCCUAGUUGUGCAUUGACACAACAAAACAAGAAGUAGCAAAAGCAAAACAUAAAUCUGUCCAAUCUGGAAAAUUCUCAAAGGUUUAUGAGCGUUGUGAUCCCUGCUGCUCUUUAAGAAAAAGACAUAAGUUGCUCUUUUCCACACACACACUUGCAGCAGACAUGUUGAAAUCGGUCCAGCGUGCUCCCCUGUGCAGCAUCAGCGCUCGUCUGCAUUGCACGCCUGCUCUCAGACUCAGCAGUGGAGCAGGACUUGGCAGGUCUGAGGCUGCAUGGCUCGAGUCACUCUUCACAUGGCUCCAGAAAGCAGGAAGACGCUGUGGUGGUGAGACCGUCCCUGGAAAGAAGACGCGAGAAGGGCUGCUGUCUAUUCUGGCUGACCACUGCAGCUUUGUGACCGGACAGAGACUGAGGCGAGCGUUGCAGAUCGCAGAGCUUUACUCCAACCUGUACUCGGAGAGGAGCAGGUGGACGCUGGUGGGCAGCAUAUGGCGCCGACUACAGAACAAGCAAGCCCCGGCUGGCAAACUGCUGGCUGCCCUCGCCGGGGUUUUCCUGUGGGAGGACGCGAAGAUAAGAGACGAUGAGAUGAGGAGGUGUGUGUGGGAGCUCCAGGCUCUGGAUGUUGUAAAGCAGCAGGCCACUGUGGGGAAGGCGAGUGCUCAGGCUGAGGUUGGCUGGGAAAUUGUGAUGGAGGAGAAGACCUUUAAAGUGUGGAGGAGACCAGUCGAAGGAAGCCAUCUGUUUGAGUACCGAGUACUUGGUUCCUACACUGAUGUUACUCCGAGACAGUUCUUCAACGUUCAGUUGGACACUGAAUACAGGAAGAAGUGGGACGCACUGGUGAUCAAACUGGAAGUGGUGGACCGGGACCUGAACACGGGGUCAGAGGUCAUCCACUGGGCCACACAUUUCCCUUAUCCGAUGUACUCCCGAGACUACGUGUACGUGCGGCGCUACGAAGUGGACAUGGAGAACAACCUGAUGAUUCUGGUGUCCAGAGCCGUGGAACAUCCUGGAGUUCCCGAGAUACAUGAGUUUGUCCGAGUUCGCUCGUAUUGCUCCAGGAUGGUCAUCCGACCCCACAAGUCCUUCGAUGAGAAUGGAUUUGACUAUCUGUUGACGUACAGCGAUGAUCCUCAGACAGUUUUCCCUCGUUACUGUGUGAGCUGGAUGGUGUCCAGCGGCGUGCCUAGUUUCCUGGAGAAGCUGCACACAGCUGCUCUCCGAGCGAAGAACCACGAGGUUGGCGUUCAUGACUAUGUGGGCAUGAAGCAGGUGCAGCAGGCCUCUCCGGAGCGGCUGGAGGAGGGAACACGCACGGCAGGAUCCUCCCAUAUUUAUGCCUGAGAAACCAGCUAGCCAGAUGUGCAAGUGGAGGGCAAUUCAUAAGACCUAAGAGACACCUUGGGUUUGAUUCCGAAUGAGGCUGUGAUGAGAGAGAGAGAGCACGCUUUGCCUCUUACUGUGAACCUGCAGGCAGCAAGUGAGAAUCAAACACACUGCUGCUAAUGCUGCUGCCAAAACACCUUUCUCUCCUACACUCUGCGUGUGUGUGUGUGGUUAUCUCAUUGUGAGAUCAGGAACUUGGAACUGAUACAGUUGGAAUUAUUUAGCUUGAACAAGUGAGUCAGAAUUGGAAAAAUCUGCGUCAAUUCACUCAGCUGUGUGUUUAUUGCUCCUGGGCGUUUUACUUUCCCGAACUACAUCUCAGGAAAAGAAAGAAUAAAUAAAAUGGAGAGGGAGAGAAGAAGGGCAUGUGAUCGCCGCCAACAAACUCACCAAAGCUAGCAGUGCAUUUUCUCACAAGUGGCAAAAUAUUCAGGUCGAAUCGUCCUAAUUCACUGAAAUGUAUUUUCAUUCAUACAGCCUCGUUUCCAAAAAAGUAGUGACACUGUGUAAACUAAAUAAAACCAAAGUGCAGUGAUUUGCAAAUCGUGGAAACCUUAUAUUUUAUUUAAAAUAGUAGAACGACAACAUGUCAGAUGUUGAAAUUGGGAAUUUUUUUUUUUUGAGAAAUAUAUGCCCAUUUAGUGCCAGCAAUAUGUUUCAAAAAAGUUGGGACAGGAGCGAGAAAAGACUGGGAAAGUUGAGACACUAAUUAGGUUAAUUAGCAACAGGUCAGUAAUAUGAUUAAGGGCAAGAGACAAGGCUGCAAACUGACAUUGGAUGCCUGUGAUCUUCAGGUGACGCUGCGUUAAAAGCAGACACGUCUGUAGUGGAAAUCACUGUAUGGGCUCAGGAACACUUCAGAAAACCAUUGUCUGUGAAAACACUUCAUUACUGCAUUCACAAACGCAAGUUAAAACCAGAUAUAAACAAUAUGCAGAAACACCGCCACCUUCUCUGGGCCCGAGCUCUUUUACGAUGGACUGAGGCGAAGUGGAAAACUGUCCCGAGGUCUGAGGAAUCAAAAGUAGAAAUUCUUUUUAGAAAUCAUGGACACCGCGUCCUCCAGGCUAAAGAGGAGAGGGACCAUCUGGCUUAUUAUCAGAGCACAGUUUGAAAGCCAGCAUUUGUGAUGGUAUGAAGGUGCAUUAGUGCACAUGACCUGGGUAGCUUGCCUUCCCAGAUGUACAUCAUUAAUGCUGAAUGAUAUAUAGACGUUUCAGAGCAAUAUGCUGCCAUCCAGGCAAAAUCUUUUUCAGGGAAGGACUUGCUUAUUUCAGCAAGACAAUGCCAAACCACUUUCUGCAUGUAUUAAAACUGCAUGGCUGUGUAGUAAAAGAGUCCAGGUGCUAAACUGGCCUGCCUGCAGUCCAGACCUGUCUCCCAUUUAAAACAUUUGGUGCAUUAUGAAGCACAAAAUACGACAAAGGAGACCCCAAACUGUUGAGCAACUGAAAUUGUAGAUCAGGCAAGAAUGGGAUAACAUUUCUCUUUCAAAACUACAGCAAUCAGUCUCCUCAGUUCCCAAAUGUUUACAGUGUGUUGAUAAAAGUAGUAGUGAUGCAACAGCGUGGUAAACAUGCCCCUGUCCCAAUUUUUUGGAAACGUGUUGCUGGCAUCAGGCAACAAGGUGGUGCAGUGGUUAGCACUGUCACCUCACAGCAAGAAGGUUCCAAGUUCAAACCUCAUGGCUCAUGUGUGGAGUUUGCAUGUUCUCCCCGUGUCUGCGUGGGUUUCUUCCGGGUGCCCCGGUUUCCCCCACAGGUCAGAGACAUGCAGAUUAGGUAAAAUACCCAGCCACUGGGGUUGUGCAAGCCAGUGCAUACUUGGUGCCAGUCCCAAGCCCAGAUAGACUGGGGAGGGCUGCGUCAGGAAGGGCAUCUGGUGUAAAACCUGUGCCAAAUCAAAUACGUGGAACAGAUCCGCUGUGGCGAUCCACUAUCGGGAGCAGCUGAAAAAAGAAGUCUUUAUAUUAUUUUUCAAUGAAAUACAGGGUUUCCGUUAUUUUGUAAAUCAUCACUUUUGUUUUUAUUAUUCAUAUUUUACACAGCAUCCCAACUUUUUUGGAAACUGUGCCAGAUAGCAGACACUUGCCUUCUUCAGGUCAUGUGUGGAGACUGAGAGUUAAGACAAAUCAUCCUUACAUUAUGGAUUAUUAUAUUUCCAGCUACACGUCCUUUGAAAUUCUCUGAAUUGUAUAGAUGUUUUCCUUCUUUUACCCAGAAGACAUGCAAACACUUGCGCACACACGGCUCAUUCUGCUGCCUUUGCGUAAUGAAUAGUUCAGAUGCGCAUUUCCCAGAAAGUGGAGAAACAUUUCAGCUUUGGAGAAAUAUUUAACAACCCAUGAGACCCUUUGAACGCGACUAAUCGUAAUCCUUUCUGCUUGGAGAAGUGGUUUGGGUUUGGAAAACUCUACGAGACUUGUGCUGCCUUUUCACAUCUCACACUUUUUUCUGCUUCACGACAGCAGCACUAACGCACACAUUAACACUCUGAUCCUUACGUUAUCAAACCGGCUCCUCUUGAGGAAGUAGGAGACGUGUCCUAGUGACCACUAGUGCACUACACUUCCUCUGCUGCGACAAACAGCUGCGUCUGUUUUCACUGUCUUUCUCUUGGUUUGGCGUCACACCGUGCCUGUGCUUAUUACUGCUGAGCACUCAGAGCUUUCAGCUGAUUGGCUGGAGGACGAUGUGUCUUCACUCCAGGAGCGUUUACUUGCAAGAUAGUUAUCGGCGCAUUAAUGAUAUUUGGAUAGCUGAGAUCGUUUUCACCGGAUGAACAUUAAGACACCAGGUGUUUAAGUUAAACAGAGCUUUACUGGUAUGGAGAUCAAUUUCAGACCUCAAUAAACACCAUUUAUAUUUAUAAGCAUUUAUAAUUAAACUUAACAGUAAAACAAAAUAAAAAAAAACAACAAAUGGUAAAGGUGAAGUUUUGCUUGCGUCAAAGCAUCAUAAGUUCGAAUCCUGGCGUCUCUCAUGUUUGUCCAAGAGAGAAAAAAAAUGAAAGAAUAUUUUGAUAUCAGGAAAAAAGUGACAUGACACGAGUUAGUGUGUCGCUGUGUUGGUUUUAAACUGUUUGAUGGAACUGAACUUUGGAUGGUGAUCUGAUGUAACUGUGAACCAACCAGUGAGGAACAACGUCGAAGGAUUAAUUUUUAAUGAGUUUCCGAGUCACGAGUGAGGGGGAAAAAAUUAAUCUUCACCCAUAAGUAAGGUAACAGCACAGCAAAGUGCUUCCUAACAGAUUUCUGACACGGUGUUCUCAUUUGACGUGAUGUUACUAAUUUAAUUUGUGGCAUUUCUCAGAAAUGUGUGGGUUUUUUUUUUUUUGAAUAGUUAACAUGUAUACAGUACCAGUGAAAAGUUUGUACGCCCCUACUCUACUCACUCAGGUUUUUCUGUAUUUUGACUAUUUCUUCAAAAAGUUCUCGGCCUUACCUGGAAACAAGGGGCGUAAUUAACUCCCAUUUUGGGGUGUAACUGUAUACUAUAAAGCCUUGUAUCACUGUCCACCAAAGCUCAAAUGAAAAAAGGAAAGGAAAGAAAGCUUUGAGUUGGCGUGCUGUUGCUCCAGGACAAUGCCCUCGUCCAAACAGCACAGAUAGCAGGGGUAGAAGCAACCAAAUGUGGCUUUGAACUGUUGCCCCGUGCACCUUACUCACCCGACCUGGCACCGUCUGACUUCUGUCUGUUUCCCCAAACUGAAAUCCUACUCGGAAAUGUGGUCGCCAUUUUCAGAGCGAUGAUGAAGUCAUUCAUGCUGUCAAGGAGGAUCUGGAGGCUCGAGAUACGACCUUCUACCUCUCCAAAGUGAUAGUGAAGCUUGAACGUCGGUGGACCGAGUGCGUGAAGUUAAAGGAGACUAUGUUGAAAAAUAACGCAAGAACAUGUAAGAUCUUUUUCCUGUGACGUUUGCUGGGUGAGGCUGAGAACUUUUUGAAGUACCCUUGUAGAACAAGACUGAAGACAUCAAAACUAUGAAAUAACAUUUAAUGGAAUUAUGUAGUUUAAAAAAAAAAAGUUUGAUAUUUUAGAUUCUUCAAAGUAGCCAGCGUUUACCUCGAUGCUUUGCACACAUCAUCUUAACCAGCUUCAUGAGGGAGUCACCUGGAAUGCUUUACAAUUAACCGGUGUGCCUCGUCAAAAGUUAAUUAAUGGAUGAGUUUCUUUCCUUCGUAAUGUGUUUGAAAUCAUCAAGUAGUAAAUAAUAAAAAUGCAAAUAAUAAAUAAAAUAGCCCUAUUCCAUCCACAACUGUAGUAAUCCAUACAUAUUACAUCAUAUUACACUUGACUAAAGAGAAACGACAUCCAUCAUUACUUUAAGACAUGAAGUGUCUUUUAAUUCAUAAAAUAAAAAACAUUGAAUUAGAAGGUGCGCCCAAACUUUUGAUUGGUACUGUACGUGUUCAGUCUCCCUCCAUUUCAUUCAGCUCUGAUACAUCUCUCUCAUUCAUUCAUUCAUUCUUUCAUUAUCUACAGUAUAUCGCUUAUCCAUUGUGGGUCGCAGGUGAGCUGGAGUCAAUCCCAGCUGACUUCAGGCGAACGGCGGGGUUUAUCCUGGGCAGGUCGCCGGUCUAUCACAGGGCUAACACAGAGACGAACAGCCAUUCACACUCACAUAUGCACUUAUGAGGAAUUAAAGUAGACAGUUGACCUAAACCGCAUGUCUUUGGACUGUCGAGAAAACCGGAUCACCCUGAGGAAACCCAUACAGGCACGAGGAGAACAUACAAACUCUACACGGAAAUCAGCCGCAUGCUGGCCACCCUGUCAGCCUCUAAUACAAAUUAUUCUAUCCAUAUUCACUGGAUAUGAGCAAUCGUGCACUCUGAUUGGCUACUCUACUACUAGGCUAUCAGCUCAUAUACUGUGAGUAGAGAAAAACAAAAUGGCGGCGCGUGUUGCUGAACCAACUGAGGAUGAAAUAAAAACUCAAAAACAAAACCCCAAAAAUACAUUAAAAAAGGAAUAAAAGUAUUUUAUGGUAAGAACAUAUAUUUUUUAAAAAGAAUUAUUAUAGCAUUUUCCACAAAUCGCUUGUGUCAUUUCGCCAGCUUGUUUACAUUCUAAGCAAAAAUGAUUUUGCCAGAUGUUUUGUAUAAAGUUUUUAUUUAUUGAAUUUACAAAAAAUAAAAAUGCUUCUUUUCUCAAAAUCCAGUGAAUGUGGAUAGAAUAAAACAGUUAUUCCACUCAGUCUCGUGGCUUAUACAUGGCUUAUAGCCAUCAGCUCAUGUACAACUCAAUUUCGUGGAAUAACUGUUAAAUAUUCUCUGAUCAUAUCCCUUUUUUUUAAAACACUAUCAGUAUUCAAGCCUUGAGCGCGGCUUUUUUCUUCGUAUUAAUAGUCGUGAAACAAGUUUAAAAUUCGUGAUGAGAAUAUUCCUUCUGUUAAUGUAAAUAACACAUCAGGGUAAAUCCAAAUUGAGAUGACUUGAGAACAUUAAUGACUUUAAACUAUAGGAUUAGCGUGCAAACACUUAUCCUGAGUAUCACGUUCGUCCAUCCAUCCAUCCAUCCGUCCAUCCAUUAUCUGUAGCCGCUUAUCCUGUUCUACAGGGUCGCAGGCAAGCUGGAGCCUAUCCCAGCUGACUACGGGCGAGAGGCGGGGUACACCCUGGACAAGUCGCCAGGUCAUCACAGGGCUGACGAGCUCACGUUCAUAUUUGCGUGAAUUAAAGACCAAUGUUUCUGAUCAUUAAAUCUGUAAAUGAUCUCACACUCUGUUAGAGUUUGUAUGAAGAUGUGCUGGGAUUCACUGGACUGAUAGAAAACAUUGUUUUUCUGAACUGUCAAAAGGUUUGUGUGUGUGUGUGUGUGUGAGAUCGGCUUCUAGUCAGCAGGUUUGGGUUUUUUUUUUCUCUCCUAGACUCGGACUUUCGCCUAAACUCCUGCUAUUUGAUGUCUCGGUAGACUGAAUGUUCUCAACCUUGUCCUGACUGCUGUGACGUUUUUAAUCACAUAAAUGAACCAUAAUUCUGAAACAUAAUUAAAAAAAUGCUAACGUAUAAAUAUUCUUAGGCAAGAUGCUGUUUUAAAGCAGAUACAGUGAGGUGAAGAGUUAAAGCUUUGCCAGGUAUGUGCUUGGUGAUUAUGUAAAGGCUUUGAAGGUCGGUUGGUUGAUUUUGAUUUUUUUUUUUCCCUUACAGAUAUAGUAUUUUAUUUCUGUUUCAGUAGCAUUCCUAGAGCUGUGUGGAUGACCAUUAUCGAUUAUCAAUUCUCCAGAAUAAUCAACAUUACCCUGUCAGAACUUGAAAUGAAAGUUAGGUCAGUCCAUAUAUAUAUAAUUUUUUUUUUUUUGCAAUAACAGAGACGGAUUUCAAAUCGCAAUAUUUGUCAAUGCAGAAGUUGCAUGUUGAAUUUUCUUGUCUUCAGGCCCUCUUUGUUCAACAUUAAAACAUUUCAUCUCAUUCAUUUCAUUUACUUGUGCAGAAAUCCAUAGGAACUGGUGUGUUAGUGAUUUCUUGGGGGGGGGGAAUUAACUCAACAUGAACUCUUGGCUUGUCUGAUCGUAGAGAACCUAAAAUUCAAAUUCUGCUUUGAAUUGGACUCAGUUCAUUUUUUUGAUUGAUUGUUUUUUCUUUCUUUUUCCUGUAGAGCUUGGAAAGGAAAUGUAGGUAGGAUUAGUAUUGUAGUUAUUUUUUAUAAUAAACUCCAAUGUUAUCACAUUAAUAAUUCAUACUUGUUGUUGAACCCAGAUUGUCAGAAUUAAGCGAGGCCAAAACCAAAAACAGUUUUCUAUCAGUUUUGAGUGUGUGUGAUUUUUUUUUUUUUUUCCUAAAAGUACAGAUUUUUUUUUAAUGUUUUCUAGAUUUAUUUGUCUGUUUUCAAAAUUGUACUUGCCAGUCAAAGCAGAAGAUGAACUCCUGUUUAAAGCAUGCGAUAAAUAUGGAUUUGUAUUUGUGGAAAUUGUCACCUCUGUUGUCCAAAUGGUUGUUUAAUUUGCUCCACUUCAGAUUUCACACACACACAUAUGACUGCUCGUGUGUGUGAGAACCUCCUCUGAAGGUUUGCAUGCAUUUCUUUUGACUUUAAAGAUGUCUCUUCAGUGGUGCUUAAGAAGAAAACACUCAGCUUAUGAAUGUAACAGUGUUUUGGGUUUCUUUUAUUUAUUCGUAUUUUUUUGCUGAGUGAUUCAUCCCUGAUGCAACCCCAGACUGAAAUCAUGAGUGGUUCUUUCUUCGUUAAUUGCUGUGUAUGUGUGUGAUGGUGAAUUUGAUGAGGCAGGAAGUGUCAACUGUAUGUUAUGGUUUUUGGGUGUUUUUUUUUUUUGGUCAUGUAACCCAUCUCACUGGUGUUUAGUAACAAUACAUCAUUUUCAUUUAACA
Neoarius graeffei (lesser salmon catfish) is the source of this 9098-nucleotide messenger RNA. It is a transcript of the gene stard7, whose product is annotated as StAR related lipid transfer domain containing 7. Gene Ontology annotation, molecular function: lipid binding. Bases 539 to 1726 code for a protein of 395 amino acids. The transcript has 8 exons. Lineage: Eukaryota; Metazoa; Chordata; Actinopteri; Siluriformes; Ariidae. The record is from RefSeq and is a predicted model, not a curated record.